AGUGGGGCUGAGAACAGCAGCUUAAGAGCUGGUUUCUAGUCUGGGCUGCUCAGAGCAGGUGGAGGUGGGGCAGGCUGCUCAGGGACGCUCUCUACCUGGCAGAUGUGACUCCUGCCCUGGGCCGCGCUCCCAGCCAUGGCUGACACCAUCUUCAGCAGCGGAAAUGAUCAGUGGGUUUGCCCCAACGAUCGGCAGCUUGCUCUGCGAGCCAAGCUGCAGACGGGCUGGUCUGUGCACACAUACCAGACGGAGAGGCAGAGGAGGAGCCAGUGCCUGAGCCCUGGGGAGCUGGAGGUCAUCCUACAAGUCAUUGAGAGAGCUGAGCAGCUGGACAUCCUGGAGCAGCAGAGGAUCGGGCGACUGGUGGAGCGGCUGGAGACGAUGCAGCGCAACGUGCUGGGCAACGGCCUCUCCCAGUGUCUGCUCUGUGGAGAGGUGCUGGGAUUCCUGGGCAGCUCCUCCGUAUUCUGCAAAGACUGCCGGAAGAAAGUCUGCACCAAAUGCGGGAUCGAGGCUUCUCCUGGCCAGAAGCGGCCCCUGUGGCUGUGUAAGAUCUGCAGUGAGCAAAGAGAGGUCUGGAAGAGGUCGGGGGCCUGGUUCUACAAGGGGCUCCCCAAGUACAUCUUGCCCCUGAAGACCCCUGGCCGGGCUGAUGAUUCCCACUUCCGACCUCUGCCUGUGGAGCCCACAGAACCACAGCCUCAGAGUGCUGAGGCCAGCCGUGUCUACACAUGGGCCCGGGGGAGAGUGGUUUCUAGUGACAGUGACUCGGAUCUCAGCUCCUCCAGCCAGGAGGACAGACCCACACCCACUGGGGUCAAGGGCACCCAAGAUGACAAGCCUAGAGGGGACUCAGGUGGCAACGCGGAGUCACCCAGGAUGGGGCCUGCCCGCCCACCCAGCCAUCAUUCGGGCAGCCAGAGCAGCCUGGCCAGUGAGACUGGGGCAGGUGCUACAGACCCCCAGGGAGGCACCCCACCCAGGCCUGAGCCCAGGGUACCCGGUGAGUGCCGCCUUGGCUCUGCUUGUCCAGCAGUGUCUUCGUCCCCUCUUCCCUCCCUUAGCGGCCGGUGACAUUUUAAAUUCAUGUUGACUGAGCUCCGUGCCAGGCAGUGGGGAACAAAGGUCAGCCAGACCCAUCUCUGCCAGCCUUGGUCAGAGGGACUCAGGGUGGUGCCACCUUCUACUCCUAUGUCCCUU
This is a messenger RNA of Acomys russatus (golden spiny mouse), 1200 nucleotides long. It is a transcript of the gene Rph3al, whose product is annotated as rabphilin 3A like (without C2 domains). The record is from RefSeq and is a predicted model, not a curated record. Gene Ontology annotation, molecular function: small GTPase binding. Gene Ontology annotation, biological process: intracellular protein transport. The transcript has 8 exons. Lineage: Eukaryota; Metazoa; Chordata; Mammalia; Rodentia; Muridae. Bases 136 to 1074 code for a protein of 312 amino acids.